CUGCAGUUGUAAACAAUAUGGCGAUCAGGGGGCUACGGAAAUAAGUUGUAACAGCAAUAAGUAAGAUGGAGGAAGUAAAAAGCCCCACAAAUGAGUUUGAGCUUUUGGGAGACAUGGAAGGACAGGACUCACAAGAAAGCACAAAUGCAGAGGAAGAAGAAUUCCCAAGUUCCAAUGAGCAGUUGUACUUUGGAGGCCUUUGUCCACCAUCAAGUAGUUUUUACAGGGGUAGGCCCAAGCCAGAGGACACCUCCAAUAAUUACAGGAACGUGACUGCCGACUGGAAGAUGUCGCUCUCUCGAUCUCCGAUACAGAACGACGACGUCAAUAAAUACAGACUGGAGAACAAUCAGCUCCGCCUACAGGUCAAACAACUCAACCUUGACCUCCAGUCCGAACAAGAAUCCCUGUCUCAAGUGCGCAGAAGAUUAAAUGCAGUAGAGAAAGAAAGACUUGAAGCAGCCACUCGUUCAAAUGCAGAGAUUUCUGAGUUGGAGAGCCAGGUCGCCAAAUUGAGGUCACAGCUGGAGAAAGGGGAGGCCACUCGACAAAACCUAGAGUUUGAACUCACAAAAUGUCAGCGAGAAAUCAACCACCAAAGGAGCUCCUCCUAUGAGAAAGAAACAAAGCUUACUGAUGUCAAGGACCAAUUACAAGCUAAAAUUUCGGAAUUGACAAGGGACUUGCAGGAUACCCAGCAUCAGUUAGAGAUUGAAAAACAAGGAUCAAAGGAAACAGAGGCUCAGCUCAAGAUGAGCAUUGAGGAGAGAAAUCAUUCAGUGUCAAAAUGUCACACAGAGCUGGAUAUACUGAGAGCAGAGAGAGACAAACUGGAUUCUCUUGUUUUACAACAUGAAAGUGCCAUAUCUGAGUUCUCAGAGAAAAUACAAGAACUAGAAAGUGAAAGAAAAAAUCAAACAGAAAACCUAAGAAGAACUUUAACAGAAAUUGAAUAUGCAAAGGAAAGAGAAGAUAGGUUGAAGAAGGAUUUAGAGAUGUCCCUACAGAGGCUCCGUACAGUGGAGGAAAACAUUGAAGCUGAGAGGGCAGCACAUCUAGAAACAAAGUUCAAUUCAGAAAUCAUACAGCUUCGAGUAAGGGACUUGGAGGGGGCUUUGGAGGUAGAGAAGUCAGCCAAUGACGAAGCUAACAAGGCAAUAGACCGCCUCACUAAACAGAUCCGAGAGCUGGAGCAUUCGUACGAGGAGGAGCGGAGGAAUAACAAGGACACAAACACUAAGCUGGAUAAGCUGGAGAAGGAGUAUAGUUCUGUGAAGAGACAGCUGACAUCAGAGGUGGAGAACAAGAAAAACGUCAUACUAAACCUGUCAAAGGAACUGGAGGUCCAUCAGAAAAACUUUAACGAGCUCAAAGAGGAGCUAUCUAAGGCCAAGAAGAGGCAGAUUUACCUGGAGGAGACGUAUGGAGGAAGUAUGAGGGAGCUGGAGCUGCUACUGAACAACUUCCAGGUGGACGAAAAACCCAAACGGGCCUCAACAUCUAAGAGUAAGAAGGAUAGUAAAAGUACGGCCCCAUCCUCUGUCCUGGAGACUCUACGAGUGACUUUGACUGAGUACAAGAAACGCCUGGAUGACACCACAGAGGAACUUGUAAAAAUGAAAAAGUCCAGCGAUGCUCUUCAUAAAGAGAUUGAGCAAUGUAAGGAGAUGAUCUGGGCAAAGGACAAAGCACUGGAAGAUGCUCAGAAGAACUACACGAGGACAGCCAAGGAGUUGAACCGAGUGAGAUCGGAGUACUCGGAGAUGGAGAACAGCAUGGCCAAGAUGAGAAUAACUCUACAGAGCUCCAGUAGUAACUCCACCAAGGACAGGAAACGAGUACAGGAACUCUCAGAGGAGAUUAUGAAAUUGGUUAAAAGACAUAAAGCAGAUGAUGAG
Saccostrea cuccullata (small rock oyster) is the source of this 1898-nucleotide messenger RNA. RefSeq names its product coiled-coil domain-containing protein 171-like. The record is from RefSeq and is a predicted model, not a curated record. The transcript is spliced from 17 exons. NCBI's taxonomy places the organism in Eukaryota, Metazoa, Mollusca, Bivalvia, Ostreida, Ostreidae. The annotation marks the transcript as partial.